Psilocybe cubensis is the source of this 3108-nucleotide messenger RNA. RefSeq lists its product as uncharacterized. The transcript has 17 exons. NCBI's taxonomy places the organism in Eukaryota, Fungi, Basidiomycota, Agaricomycetes, Agaricales, Agrocybaceae. The record is from RefSeq and is a predicted model, not a curated record. The coding region runs from base 1 to 3108 and encodes 1035 amino acids.
AUGCAUCCUCAAGUGUCAACUCGCGAUCCACUUCGUGAUCUUCCUCCUUCCGACAAAGCCUUAUUCGUCGAAUUCGGCGUUGGACCUACAGUUCCCUCCCCGUUCCAAUGCGUUCACCACGCCUUUGAAUCUCAUGCUCGCUCUCAACCUGAUGCCAUCGCAGUUGAAGACUUCGAGCACACAAUCACGUAUUCCGAGCUAGACCGUCGAGCCAACUGUCUGGCCAGCCGCCUCCAGGACAUCGGAGUUGUUCUUGACUCUCGCAUCUGCUUCUUAGCAGAACGAUCCAUCGACAUGGUCGUAGGCAUCCUGGGGAUUUUGAAAGCUGGCGCUGCUUAUGUUCCAUUGGAUGGCAACAUCGUCUCUGACAGUACUUUGAAGCAUGCAUUACGCGGUUCGGGAACAUCAGUUGUUCUUGUUCUCCAGAAAUUUGCACAUCGCGUAGAAGGUCGCCAAACGAUCUGUCUCGAAGAAAUAAUUUGCAAGGAGUCUAACUCUCACUGCACCAAACCUAAAGAUCUAUCGACAUCCAAACAUGGUGUGUACGUCAUUUAUACCAGUGGAACCACAGGUGUACCAAAAGGUGUCGACGUGACACACGGAAACGCCACAAACUUGCUCUGUCUCGCACCCGGAAAUUUGGGAAUGCGACCUGGACUUCGAGUUUCCCAACUCAUGAAUAUUUCCUUUGACAUGGCAGCCUGGGAAAUUCUUGGCAGUAUGUGUAAUGGCAGUACACUUUGCCUUAGGGGGAAAACAUCCAAACAGUGGCGCGAAGUCAUGAAGCGAGUGGAUAUCGUUGUUGCGACUCCAUCGAUGCUUUCGCCUCAUAAACCUUCUGAUUAUCCCAACAUCAAGACAGUCGCUGUAGCUGGCGAACCCUGUCCCAAAGCUCUGGCUGAUGAAUGGGCUCUCCAGGCCCAGUUCUAUAACUCUUGUGGCCCAACAGAGAUUACCAUCGUGAAUACUAUGCAAGAUCAUUCAUCGGGAGAGUUUCUCACCAUCGGCAAACCCACACCAAAUAACACGGUUUAUGUCCUUGACGAUGAUAUGAAACCAUUGCCGAUUGGUGCAGUUGGAAUUAUGUGGGCUGGCGGUGCCGGGAUAACCAGAGGAUAUGUUGAUCUUCCUGAAAAAACUGCGGAGAGAUACAUGUUGGACCCUUUCACCAGAGACGGAAAAAUGAUGUUCAACACAGGCGAUCUUGGUCGAUGGCUUCCCAACGGGACCCUCGAACAUCUUGGCCGCAUUGAUAACCAAGUUAAAAUAAAAGGUUUUCGCGUCGAAUUGGAUGGCGUCGCCACUGCGAUGGAGACGUGCUCUGGAGUUCAUGCUGCGGUCGCUAUCCUCAUCGAAGGACAAUUAUGGGGCUUUGUUACUCCAUCUGACGUUGCACCUGAAGACAUUAAAGCUGCGGCUGCCAAGAUACAACCAUAUUAUGCGGUGCCCACGAACAUUCUUUGCAUGGAUUCAUUCCCACACACUGCUAACGGAAAGACAGACCGCAGAGAGUUGGAGAAGAUGGCCCGAUUGCAUAUGUCACCACCAGAAGUUGCCAAAGAAUUGACCGUAAGCGCACGUCCGGACACCACCAUUACUCCAGAGGUGGUUAAGACGCCAACAAAAGUCGACGCAAUCACAGUGCCCAUUGCUUCCUAUCAACCUAACUCCAAAAUCGAAGAUCCCGAAGCUGUGCUCAGUCCAAGCUUCGGAAGCCCUGUUGAAGGCGCCGCCAGUGUGUCGGACCUUGGUUCAGAGGUAUCUUCUCUUUCCGCAGCAAAACCAGAAUAUCCUUGGUCAGGAUACCAAGAUGAUGUUAUCCCAUCGAAAACGCAAGGCAAACUCGUCCGUAAUCUCCGCCACCAAAUUUUCACACUUUAUCGACGUCUUUUUGGAGUUGUUUUUAUCACGAAUAUGGCCAUUUUCAUUUCAGUUAUCUUCAAGGGAGCAAACGCUCAGCAAAUUGCAACCAUUGUCAUCGCCAACCUUUUCUGUGCAAUUUUGAUGCGUCAAGACUAUGUUAUCAACGCUUUUUUUAACACCUUUUGCGCUGUCCCUCCUUCAUGGCCCUUGGCAAUUCGCCGCGUCUGUGCUCGUGUGUAUCAUAUCGGUGGUUUGCACUCUGGAUGCGCGACAUCAGGAGUAGUCUGGCUUGUCUUAUUCACCGGACAGGCCACUAAGGAGAUGGUGCAAGAACAAAAGAUAUCUAUACCCACUAUCGUCAUCACAUACUGCAUUUUAACUUUAUUGAUUGGCAUUGUUAUUUUUGCCUACCCAACAAUACGGUCUAAGAAGCAUAAUACUUUCGAAAAAAUGCAUCGUUUCUUGGGAUGGACUGCUACGGCUCUUGUGUGGUGCCAGUUUGUUCUUUUGACAAAUGAUUAUAAAGAAGAGGGUCAACGACUUGGUAUGGUUAUGAUCAAAUCGCCCCCUUUCUGGUUGCUGGUAAUUUUGACUGGUUCCAUUAUCUUGCCAUGGGUGCGACUUCGCAAAGUUCCAGUGAGAAGUGUUGUCCUGUCCAACCAUGCUGUUCGCCUUUAUUUCGAUUACGUAACCCCUAUCCCUGGCAGCUUCACCCGUAUUUCCGACGAUCCCCUCUUUGAGUGGCAUGGAUUCGCAACUGUGCCUGUUCCUGGAGAAAAGGGAUAUUCUUUGGUUGUCAGCAGAGCUGGAGAUUGGACGGCUAAACAGAUCCAAAACCCGCCCACACAUUUGUGGGUGAGGGGCAUUCCUACAUUCGGGGUUCUUCGUAUUGUUCCCCUCUUCCGCCGUCUCGUCUUUGUUGCCACCGGGUCAGGUAUUGGGCCUUGUGCUCCUUGCAUUUUGGAAAAACGCGUCCCGAUCCGCCUUCUUUGGACUUCGCCCAAUGUUCGCGAAACUUUCGGAGACGAAUUCGUCGAUGCUAUAGUUGGUGCAUCUCCUGAUGCCAUGAUAUAUGAUACACGCGCUCAUGGAAAGCCUGACAUGGUCAAGCUUACAUAUCGCCUCGUAAAAGAAUUCAACGCCGAGGCAGUAUGCGUUAUCUCGAACCAGAAAUUAACACAGAAGGUUGUGUACGGCAUGAUGAGUAGGGGAAUUCCUGCCUUUGGCGCGAUCUGGGACUCCUAG